Canis lupus familiaris (dog) is the source of this 856-nucleotide messenger RNA. RefSeq names its product IQ motif containing F3 (gene IQCF3). The transcript is spliced from 4 exons. Gene Ontology annotation, molecular function: calmodulin binding. The record is from RefSeq and is a predicted model, not a curated record. NCBI's taxonomy places the organism in Eukaryota, Metazoa, Chordata, Mammalia, Carnivora, Canidae. Bases 140 to 841 code for a protein of 233 amino acids.
AAGGCUACCGGGCCCUUGGGUCAUAGUUGCCCUUGUGACAUCAUGGCUAACUCCUCCUCUCCUACCCUUCCUGCCUCUGCCAGGGCCAAUGGAGCAGCAACCAGAGGGGGUGUGAACACCAGAAACACUGCCCCAAACAAUGGGCAGUAAAUGCUGUAAGUCUGGUCCAGAUAAGGAUGCACAAGAGAAAGAGAAACUGAAGGAUGAAAUCAUUAAGAAGGAUCCUGAUGAAACCACAGCACUGAAAGAGGAAGAGAAGAAAGGGAAACACAAAGACAAAGAAAAAGAAAAAAAGAAAGAGAAAGACAAAGACAAAAAGAAAGAAAAGACAGAAAAAAAGACAAAGAAAGAGAAAGAGACGAAGAAAGAAGAGCCUCUACUUCCAACUCCACCCCCUCUAACUAAGAAAAAGAAGCUCCCUGACCGAGAGCAGAAAGCCAUAAAGAUCCAGGCCUGGUGGCGGGGCACUCUGGUGCGCAGGACAUUACUGCACGCAGCACUCAGAGCGUGUAUGAUUCAGCACUGGUGGAAGGUGAUGCUGGCAAAGCUGCUGGAGAAGAGAAAACGAGCAGCCCUAGAGUUUUAUUCACAGCAAGAAUGGGCAGUGGUCAAGCUGCAGUCCUUGGUCCGUAUGUGGCACAUUCGCCUUCGUUACUGCCAUUUGCUCCACGCGGUCCGUAUCAUCCAGGUGUAUUGGCGCUGGCAUAAUUGCCACACCCGUGGCUUUUUCCAUGGCAGCUAUGACCUCACGGCAACCCAUCUGGGACUUGAACUUGAGAUCUCUCUGGGGUCACAGAUAUGUCGGAUUACAGACUGCAUCCCCUUCCCAAUAAAGAACUGAUCAGGUCUGCUCCAA